GCCUGCGGGCCCAGGGCCGCCGGGCCCGGCACGGGGCCGCCUGCGCUCCUCCCCCUCCUCCUGCGCCGCCGCCGCCUCCCCCGCCCCGCGCGGCCGCGCCAGGGAGGGGCCCAGGAAGGCGGAGCCAGCGGCGGCUGAGGCUCGGGGUGUCCGCGCCGCUCCCGGUCACGGAGCCUGGAUCCCCGCGCGACGAGGUCCCUUCUGAGAGCGAGCUGGAGUCUGCGCUCGGCCGCCGCGGGGGAGCGGGGGGCUCGCAGCCGCACGCAGCCGGAGGACAGACUGGCAGGUGUGUCAUCUCUGUUGCCGCCAGCCCCUCCCCCACCCCGUCCUCCGUGCUGGGAGAGCUGCGGAGCUGACCGGCCCAGGCAUGCCAGUGCUAUCGGAGGACUCCGGUUUGCACGAAACCCUGGCACUGCUGACGUCUCAGCUCAGACCCGACUCCAACCAGCAGGAGGAGAUGGGCUUCCUGCGGGAUGUGUUCAGCGAGAAGAGCCUGGGGUACUUGAUGAAGAUCCAUGAGAAGCUUCGCUACUAUGAGAGGCAGAGCCCAACGCCAGUCCUGCACAGCGCUGUGGCCCUGGCUGAGGACGUGAUGGAGGAGCUGCAGGCCGCCUCUGUGCACAGCGAUGAGAGGGAGCUGCUGCAGCUGCUGUCCACCCCCCACCUCAGGGCCGUGCUCAUGGUCCAUGACACCGUGGCCCAGAAGAACUUCGACCCUGUCCUGCCGCCUCUGCCCGAGAGCAUGGACGAGGAGUUUGAGGAGGAGUCCGUGAAGAUCGUGCGCCUGGUGAAGAACAAAGAGCCCCUGGGUGCCACCAUCCGGCGGGACGAGCACUCGGGGGCUGUUGUGGUGGCCAGGAUCAUGCGAGGGGGCGCAGCCGACCGGAGCGGCUUGGUGCACGUUGGAGACGAGCUCCGGGAAGUGAACGGGAUCGCCGUCCUGCACAAGAGGCCGGACGAGAUCAGCCAGAUCCUGGCCCAGUCCCAGGGAUCCAUCACCCUCAAAAUCAUCCCAGCCACGCAGGAGGAGGAUCGCUUCAAGGAGAGCAAGGUGUUCAUGCGGGCCCUCUUCCACUACAACCCUCGGGAGGACCGGGCCAUCCCGUGCCAGGAGGCAGGCCUGCCCUUCCAGCGCAGGCAGGUCCUGGAGGUGGUGAGCCAGGACGACCCCACGUGGUGGCAGGCCAAGCGUGUCGGGGACGCCAACCUUCGAGCCGGCCUCAUCCCCUCCAAGCAGUUCCAGGAGAGACGACUGAGCUACCGGAGGGCCGCGGGCACCCUGCCGAGCCCCCAGAGCCUCAAGAAGCCCCCCUAUGACCAGCCUUGUGACAAAGAGACCUGCGACUGUGAGGGCUAUCUCAGAGGACACUACGUGGCUGGUCUUCGGAGGAGUUUCCGCCUUGGCUGCCGGGAGAGGCUGGGGGGCUCCCAGGAGGGGAAGACGUCCGUGGGAGCCGAGUCUCCGGAGCUGCUGACCUAUGAGGAGGUGACCAGGUACCAGCAGCAGCCCGGGGAGCGGCCCCGCCUGGUGGUCCUGAUCGGGUCUCUGGGAGCCCGAUUGCAUGAGCUGAAGCAAAAGGUGGUGGCCGAGGACCCACAGCACUUCGGUGUUGCUGUUCCACACACCACGCGGCCCCGGGAGAGCCACGAGAAGGAAGGGGUGGAAUAUCACUUUGUCUCGAGGCAAGCGUUCGAAGCCGACAUACAGCACAACAAGUUCCUGGAGCACGGGGAAUACCAAGAUAACCUCUACGGAACCAGCCUGGAGGCCAUUCAGGCUGUUAUGGCCAAAAACAAAGUUUGUUUGGUGGAUGUGGAACCGGAAGCACUGAAGCAAGUGAGGACCUCGGAGUUCAAACCCUAUGUCAUCUUCGUGAAGCCUGCUGUUCAGGAACAAAGGAAGUCGCCCCCGGUGUCUCCGGCCUGUGAGGGCACAGCGGCCCCUCUCGCUGCUUGUCGGGCUGCAGCUCUGUCCAGUGGACUUUGUAGACUUUGUUUGGAAGGAAGAAGCAGUCGCUGCCAGGACGAACAGCAGCAGGAGAUGGCUGCGUCUGCCGCCUUCGUGGACCAGCACUAUGGCCACCUGGUGGACGCCGUGCUGCUGAGGGAGGACCUGCAGGCUGCCUGCAGCCAGCUGCGCGGGCUCGUGGAGGCGCUACGCAAGGACGCUCACUGGGUGCCUGUUGGUUGGGUCAGGUAACUUCCUCCCAGGCAUCAGGUGGCUGGAGGGGCCUUGAGGACUGUCCAGCCCGGCCUUGCUCCUCUGCCCCGCCCCCACGCUGUCAUCGAGAAGCCCAGAAGUGGGAGAUCCUGUUGGAUCCUGGGUUUUGUCGGCUGUUUCCCGUUGGCGCCCUUUGGAUCCGUGAGUUGAAGGGGACAUAUCACCUUUCCUUUGUCAAAGUGUCGCAGGCCGGAGGCCCUGAUUCUUUGUACCAAAGUUAAGCAGCCUCUGCGUUUCGGGGUGGCAGCGGCGCAGGCGAUGGGCAGGGCGCGGCCGCCGUGAGAGCCCAGGGAUGCUUCCUUUUUUUAGCUUUAUCGGAAAUGAAAUGGUUUGAGCCGAGGGACCGAGCAGCUGGCACGGCUGCGUGUCCAAGCACUCGUAACCUUUUCUGGAUAAGUGCUUGCCUGGAAACAGACGGCGUGGUUCUGCCUUUUUAAACAGUGGGCGGACGUGGACUUCUGGGUGACAGAGGCACACCUCACCGUCCCCGCGAAGGCCUGGCCCGCCCCGCGUCGCAGCUGUGCCUUCGGGGACGCUGGGGGGCUCCGGGCCGCUGGUCCCGUCUCAACACCCUCGGACUUCUAAAGUCAAGCCCUGGCUUUGGUUUGUUCUGUUCCUGACAAUGGCCUUGGUUCUAGCCCGUCCCCACUUGAGAUUCCUGGCGCUCCUGUUGUGCUAGGUCAUGGGAAACCAGGUGACUCCUUGCCAAAACUGUAGGUCCUGAUGUCAUUUCCAUCAAAAUAAAAGUCUGUAGACUCAGA
Molecule: messenger RNA, 2982 nt
Organism: Oryctolagus cuniculus (rabbit)
Lineage: Eukaryota; Metazoa; Chordata; Mammalia; Lagomorpha; Leporidae
Gene: MPP3
Product: MAGUK p55 scaffold protein 3
Molecular function (GO): protein binding
Source: RefSeq, a predicted model, not a curated record